Molecule: messenger RNA, 2773 nt
Organism: Aricia agestis (brown argus)
Lineage: Eukaryota; Metazoa; Arthropoda; Insecta; Lepidoptera; Lycaenidae
Product: polyubiquitin
Exons: 2
Coding region: 159-2672 (837 amino acids)
Biological process (GO): protein ubiquitination; modification-dependent protein catabolic process
Cellular component (GO): nucleus; cytoplasm
Molecular function (GO): ubiquitin protein ligase binding; protein tag activity
Source: RefSeq, a predicted model, not a curated record
UAGUCAUUCGAAUUUCUGCUUGAUAACAUUGUCCGUCGAUUAUCUUGUAAUUUUAUCGUUUAAUAUUAUUUUAUUUGAGCAUAUUUUAUUGCAAUUGUUUAGAAAUAUAAAAGGGAGACCAAGAUUUCGAUUGAAUUGUGCAGCAAGUGGUAGUCAAAAUGCAAAUUUUCGUGAAGACCCUCACUGGUAAGACGAUAACCUUGGAGGUUGAGCCUUCCGACACCAUUGAAAAUGUAAAAGCUAAGAUUCAGGACAAGGAAGGUAUUCCUCCAGACCAGCAGCGUCUGAUCUUUGCGGGUAAGCAGCUUGAAGAUGGUAGAACCCUGUCCGACUACAACAUCCAGAAGGAAUCUACUCUUCACUUGGUGCUGCGUCUGCGAGGAGGUAUGCAGAUCUUCGUCAAGACCUUGACUGGGAAAACUAUCACCUUGGAAGUUGAGCCUUCUGACACAAUUGAGAAUGUAAAGGCCAAGAUUCAGGACAAGGAAGGAAUCCCCCCAGACCAGCAGCGUCUCAUUUUCGCAGGAAAACAAUUGGAAGAUGGAAGAACCCUGUCCGACUACAACAUCCAGAAAGAAUCUACUCUUCACUUGGUUCUCCGGCUUCGUGGAGGUAUGCAGAUUUUUGUUAAGACCUUGACAGGUAAAACAAUAACUCUGGAAGUAGAGCCUUCUGAUACAAUUGAGAAUGUGAAGGCCAAGAUUCAGGAUAAGGAAGGUAUUCCCCCAGACCAGCAGCGUCUCAUAUUUGCUGGUAAACAGCUAGAGGAUGGAAGAACCUUGUCAGACUACAACAUCCAGAAGGAAUCUACUCUUCACUUGGUGCUGCGUCUGCGAGGAGGUAUGCAGAUCUUCGUCAAGACCUUGACUGGUAAAACUAUCACCUUGGAAGUCGAGCCUUCCGAUACAAUUGAGAAUGUAAAGGCCAAGAUCCAGGAUAAGGAAGGAAUCCCUCCAGACCAGCAGCGUUUGAUCUUUGCUGGUAAACAGCUUGAAGAUGGAAGAACUCUUUCUGACUACAAUAUCCAGAAAGAGUCAACUCUCCACUUGGUGCUGCGCCUUCGUGGAGGCAUGCAGAUUUUUGUCAAGACCCUGACAGGUAAAACUAUCACACUGGAAGUGGAGCCUUCUGAUACAAUUGAGAAUGUUAAGGCCAAGAUUCAGGACAAGGAAGGAAUCCCCCCAGACCAGCAGCGUCUGAUCUUUGCCGGUAAGCAGCUUGAGGAUGGAAGAACCCUGUCCGACUACAACAUCCAGAAGGAAUCUACUCUUCACUUGGUGCUGCGUCUGCGAGGAGGUAUGCAGAUCUUCGUCAAGACCUUGACUGGGAAAACUAUCACCUUGGAAGUUGAGCCUUCUGACACAAUAGAAAAUGUAAAGGCCAAGAUUCAGGACAAGGAAGGAAUCCCCCCAGACCAGCAACGUCUCAUCUUUGCUGGUAAACAGCUAGAGGAUGGAAGAACUCUUUCUGACUACAAUAUCCAGAAAGAGUCUACUCUUCAUUUAGUACUCCGUCUCCGUGGAGGUAUGCAGAUCUUUGUCAAGACCUUGACUGGUAAAACUAUCACCUUAGAAGUCGAGCCUUCUGACACAAUUGAGAAUGUAAAGGCCAAGAUUCAGGACAAGGAAGGUAUCCCCCCAGACCAGCAGCGUCUGAUCUUUGCCGGUAAGCAGCUUGAGGAUGGAAGAACCCUGUCCGACUACAACAUCCAGAAGGAAUCUACUCUUCACUUGGUGCUGCGUCUGCGAGGAGGUAUGCAGAUCUUCGUCAAGACCUUGACUGGUAAAACUAUCACCUUGGAAGUUGAGCCUUCUGACACAAUAGAAAAUGUAAAGGCCAAGAUUCAGGACAAGGAAGGUAUCCCCCCAGAUCAGCAACGUCUCAUCUUUGCUGGUAAACAGCUAGAGGAUGGAAGAACUCUUUCUGACUACAAUAUCCAGAAAGAGUCUACUCUUCAUUUAGUACUCCGUCUCCGUGGAGGUAUGCAGAUCUUUGUCAAGACCUUGACUGGUAAAACUAUCACCUUGGAAGUCGAGCCUUCUGACACAAUUGAGAAUGUAAAGGCCAAGAUUCAGGACAAGGAAGGUAUCCCCCCAGACCAGCAGCGUCUGAUCUUUGCCGGUAAGCAGCUUGAGGAUGGAAGAACCUUGUCCGACUACAACAUCCAGAAGGAAUCUACUCUUCACUUGGUGCUGCGUCUGCGAGGAGGUAUGCAGAUCUUCGUCAAGACCUUGACUGGUAAAACUAUCACCUUGGAAGUUGAGCCUUCUGACACAAUAGAAAAUGUAAAGGCCAAGAUUCAGGACAAGGAAGGUAUCCCCCCAGAUCAGCAACGUCUCAUUUUUGCUGGUAAACAGCUAGAGGAUGGAAGAACUCUUUCUGACUACAAUAUCCAGAAAGAGUCUACUCUUCAUUUAGUACUCCGUCUCCGUGGAGGUAUGCAGAUCUUCGUCAAGACCUUGACUGGUAAAACUAUCACCUUGGAAGUUGAGCCUUCUGACACAAUAGAAAAUGUAAAGGCCAAGAUUCAGGACAAGGAAGGUAUCCCUCCAGACCAGCAACGUCUCAUCUUUGCUGGUAAACAAUUGGAAGAUGGAAGAACUCUUUCUGAUUAUAACAUCCAGAAGGAAUCUACCCUUCACUUGGUGUUGCGUCUCCGUGGUGGAAUUUAAAUGUUCAAUUCGCAAAAGUAAUUAUAUAAUUUGCUUCUCAUUGUAUUUCAAUUGUAUUCAAUCAUUCCAAACUGCUUAAAUAAAUGAUUCUGCAAUGUUAA